Indicator indicator is the source of this 1374-nucleotide messenger RNA. RefSeq names its product one cut homeobox 1 (gene ONECUT1). Bases 1 to 1374 code for a protein of 457 amino acids. The transcript is spliced from 2 exons. The record is from RefSeq and is a predicted model, not a curated record. NCBI's taxonomy places the organism in Eukaryota, Metazoa, Chordata, Aves, Piciformes, Indicatoridae. Gene Ontology annotation, cellular component: nucleus. Gene Ontology annotation, molecular function: DNA-binding transcription factor activity, RNA polymerase II-specific; RNA polymerase II cis-regulatory region sequence-specific DNA binding. Gene Ontology annotation, biological process: regulation of transcription by RNA polymerase II.
AUGAACGCGCAGCUGGCGAUGGAGAACAUCGGCGAUCUGCAUGGGGUGAGCCAUGAGCCGGUGCCCGCCGCCGCUGACCUGAUGAGCGGCAGCCCUCAUCACCGGAGCGCAGUGGCCCACCGCGGCAGCCACCUGCCAGCCCACCCGCGCUCCAUGGGCAUGGCGUCCAUCCUCGACGGCGGCGACUACCACCACCACCACCGGCCGCCCGACCACGCGCUGACGGGCCCCCUGCACCCCACCAUGACCAUGGCCUGCGAGACACCCCCCGGCAUGAGCAUGAGCAGCACCUACACCACAUUAACCCCUCUGCAGCCUCUACCUCCCAUCUCGACAGUCUCGGACAAGUUCCCUCACCACCACCAUCACCAUCACCAUCAUCACCACCCCCACCAGCGGAUACCGGGCAACGUGAGCGGCAGCUUCACGCUCAUGCGGGACGAGAGGGGUCUGGCGUCUAUGAACAAUCUCUACACCCCUUACCACAAGGAUGUUACCGGCAUGGGGCAAAGCCUCUCUCCGUUAUCUGGAUCGGGCCUGGGGAGCAUCCACAACUCCCAGCAAGGGCUGCCCCACUACGCUCACCCCAGUGCGACCAUGCCCGCCGAAAAAAUGCUCACCCCAAACGGAUUUGAAGCCCACCAUCCUGCCAUGUUAGCCAGGCAUGGCGAUCAACACCUCACCCCCACAUCCGCUGGCAUGGUGCCUAUCAACGGGAUCCCACACCACCCCCAUGCCCACUUGAAUGCCCAGAACCACGGGCAGAUUCUGGGCUCGGCCAGGGAGCAAAACCCUUCUGUAACUGGUUCGCAGGUCAACAGUGGAAGUAAUUCAGGGCAAAUGGAAGAAAUCAAUACCAAAGAAGUAGCUCAGAGGAUCACCACCGAGCUCAAGCGAUACAGCAUCCCCCAGGCUAUCUUCGCCCAGAGGGUGCUGUGCCGCUCUCAAGGGACUCUCUCAGACCUGCUGAGGAACCCUAAGCCCUGGAGCAAGCUCAAAUCCGGCCGGGAGACCUUCCGCAGGAUGUGGAAGUGGCUCCAGGAGCCGGAGUUUCAGAGGAUGUCUGCUCUGCGGCUGGCAGCGUGCAAGAGGAAAGAACAAGAGCAUGGGAAGGAUAGAGGGAAUACACCCAAAAAGCCUCGGUUGGUCUUCACAGAUGUCCAGCGUCGAACUCUACAUGCAAUAUUCAAGGAAAAUAAGCGUCCGUCCAAAGAAUUGCAAAUCACCAUUUCCCAGCAGCUCGGGUUGGAGCUGAGCACCGUCAGCAACUUUUUCAUGAAUGCACGGAGGAGGAGUCUGGAUAAGUGGCAAGACGAGGGCAGCUCCAAUUCAGGCAACUCAUCUUCUUCAUCAAGCACUUGUACCAAAGCAUGA